Blepharisma stoltei is the source of this 1860-nucleotide messenger RNA. Lineage: Eukaryota; Ciliophora; Heterotrichea; Heterotrichida; Blepharismidae. The record is from the annotation of a GenBank genome assembly.
AUGAACUUCGACACAAAAGAAGCACAGCUUUUUCGAUCCACAUUUCAUUCUCACAGAUAUCAUCAUAGUGAUCAUAUUUGUUUAUCCCCCAAAUUUCCAAUGAUUUUAUCAGCUAGCCAAAAAACUAGGCCAAGUCUUCAGGGAUAUUCUAAUCAGAAACGUGCCUUUACAUCUCAUCUCAAUUUUGCGAUGAAAAGUUUAGGCACAAAAUCGACUGAAUCUUUAUGUGGCCGAUAUUCGACCUCAAGCAAUAUUUUUAAAACUUAUAGCCAUGCUGAGUCAAAAGAUAUUUUUCCUGAAUGACUUACAGAGAGAAAAGAUUUUCAAAAACAAAUAACAAGAAUGAGUAAUUUGGCACUUAUUGAUCUUGGGCUUACUUGUGAGAAGCCAGAAAACUUGAGAGAAGACCUUGAAAAGAGAGCACUUAGAGAAUGAUGCCGGCUAUGCCCGUUUUUUAAACCUUUAAGCGAAAUUACAGGAACAGAAGUUUGCAAAAAACUUACUCCCCCCCCCCCUCCGUGAGCGAACAAAAAAAUUUUGUUCGCUCACGGAGGGGGGUUUAAUUUUUUUUUUUUUAAAAAAAAUUUAUAUAUAAAUUUAUAAAAAAAUAUUUUUUUCGAAAUUUAAAAAAAUCCUAAUUUGCAAAAAUUGGGAAGCAAAUAUUAAUUUAAUUUGCAAAAUUUAUGUUUUAAAACGCAAUUUGUUUAAAAUUAAACAGAAUUAGCUCUAGAUUUCAUUAUACUAAUUAUCACUUAUAUAUCAAAAUUUUUUUCCAUUAAAAUUUUUUCUAUUAAAAAAAUUUUUGUUCACUCACGGAGGGUGGGUUUUUGGUCAAAAAAUGGCGAUUUUUCUAAUGGUUUUGUUCGCUCACGGAGGGGGGGGGGAGUUAAGACUUAUUAUUUCCCUUCAGGAUCAGUAUUAAUGAAAGAAGGAGAUCAUGGAGACAAUCUAUAUAUAAUAUACAAAGGGAUGGUCGAAAUCUAUAAAAAUUCAGUUGAUGGGUGUAUUGCUGUAGUAGCUCCAAGAAAUCAUGUGGGGGAAGUUGCCUUAGAAACUGACGGAAUACGUAAGGCAACAGUUAAAGCUCAGGGGGAUGUUGUAGCUCUUGAAUUGAAAAAAGCUGAUUAUAAUGAAAUCAUCUUAAAACAAAAACCAAAAGAAAAAUACGAAACAGCCGAUUUUCUGAAGCAGGUGCCAUUUUUUAAAGAAUGGGGCAAAUCCAAAUUAGCCCGAGUUGCAUGAGAUAUGUUCCAGCAGCAAUAUAAUGAAGGUAAAAUAAUUUAUGAAAUAAACUCCAAGCCUCUGCAUUUUUUUAUUGUAAAAGAAGGUUCUGUCGCCCUAGAAGUUGACGUAACUCUAAAGCACAAAAACAGGCUCCCUGUUGACAAUGAAGGUUUAUACUUGGUAAACAUGAAAAAAUAUAAAAAAACAAUCAGAAUCUGUGAAAGCACAGAUUUUUUCGGAGAAGAAGAACUUAUUUUGGGGAUCCCGAGAAAAACAAGAGCUAUUAGCAUGUCUCCGAAUACUGUUCUUUUUCAGCUUCAUGCUGAAGAUUUUAAUAACCAAUUUAAAGAAAAAGAUAAGCAAGACAUGCAAAAAAUUUAUGAAGGAAGACCUAGCACAGGGGCAUUAAGAAAGUCAUUAAAUAAAGAGCUGCAGGUAAGAGCAUCGAAAUAUCAGGCAAUAUUGCAGGCAUCUCAAAUUAGCCCAAUGCCUCAGGGGAGACUGUUUCAGGAUAUCAGGAUGAAUAAAAAGGUGGAUUGGGCGAAAAAGCUUAUGACUCAGCUAGCAGGUAAAAUUUCAAAACAACUAAUUGAAGAGGAAAACUAUUUAGAAGUUCCGUCCAGAAAAUCAAAGUAG